GUGGGGGGAAUCGAAGAGCAUAGUAAAAGUAGUUACGAAAUGCUUCAGUGCUCUUAACUAAGAUUUCUGUAAAUAAGAGCCAUGGUUACAAAUUCGUGUAUUUAUGUAUCGAAUAAAAAUACUUGUAUUUUGUGUGUGGUCGAAAGAUAGUUUGGGAUGAUUUUAUGACAAAGGCAGGUUAUACUAUUCUAUUACAUAAGAUCUAGUUUUACCCAAAUCCCAGAGAAGUGGCCUGUGAAAGUGAAACCAUGCCAUUGCAAAAGUUAUACCACUGUUUAAGAGGACCUAAACUAUACAGACAAUUGAGAAGUGAUGAAACGCAGGGAAAGGUAUACCAAGGAAACUUCAUGGAAAGUACAGGAGACAGAUUUUUAAGUGUUAUUCGAUUUUGCAUGUCUUUCACAUAUUGGACCAGUCCAGUUGUCCUGUGUGUCCUGUAUCGACGGGGCUACUUUUCAACAGAGGGGCUUGUCAGUAUGGGGAAAUUUAUGUUUUCAAUUGGUGUCAUCUACACUGUGGCCUACAUUACUAGAGGAGUGGGUCGCUGCAGCAAUGCAGAUUACAUCACCUUCCUUGGUAUACUGUCAGCAGCUCAGAGGUCUUUGACUCAACAGAACAAGAGGAUGUUAGCUAGAUAUGACUUUGAGUUUUGGGCAUGGCCAGUAGACUGGCGUAUGGGAGAAAAUGGGGAAGUAAAGAAAAUCCAUCAGCAGAUUCAAAGAUCAAAACAACUGGAAUUUUCAAUUACCAAUCUUCCACAGAAAAUUUUGGGUUAUUUUGCAGUACACACUUUUGGGAGACGGAUGCUCUAUCCAGGAGCAACGGCCCUGAUAAAUGCAUUAGUGGGGCCAGUACUGAGCCAGAGUAGAGCAACCUUAGUGGAAGAGAAGAAAGGCCAAAGAGCAAAACUUUUGUCAGCAGAUGGGAAUGAAAUAGAUGUUUUAUUUGUGGACAGGAGACAUUCUGGAAACCAGAAUGGAAAUACUCUAGUUGUAUGUUGUGAAGGUAAUGCUGGCUUCUAUGAAAUUGGCUGUACAGUGACACCUAUAGAGGGAGGCUACUCUGUAUUGGGUUGGAAUCAUCCAGGAUUCUCAGGAAGCACGGGAAUUCCCUUGCCAUCUCAAGAACAAAAUGCAGUGGAUGCUGUCAUGCAGUAUGCUAUAAAUAGCUUGGGAUUCACUCCUGACAAUAUAGCAGUAUUUGCCUGGUCUAUUGGAGGAUACACUGCAUCAUGGGUAGCAAUGAAUUACCCAGAUUUAAAGUACAUUGUAGUGGAUGCAACGUUUGAUGAUCUUGUUCCACUGGCUCAGGCCAGGAUGCCAGAAUAUUUUGAGAAUUUUGUCGAGUUUACAGUAAAGUCAUACCUAGAUUUAAAUAUAACAGAACAAUUAACAAGGUACACAGGUCCAAUACUUCUAAUUAGAAGAACCCGAGAUGAAAUGAUUACAACAAAGGCUGAUCCUACCGGAGUGAAACUGUACACAAAUCGGGGGAAUUACCUUCUUGUAAAACUAUUACAAUUUAGAUAUCCACAUAUAGCAGAUGACAGUACAUUAGCUGUGUUAGCUGACUGGUUAGCCAGGCUGAAACCUCAGCAGGAGGACCUUUGGCAAACAUAUGAAGUCAAUGAGGAAGAAUGUUUAAUCAGAAUUAGAUCCUAUUCACAGAGUGAAUCUGAUGUAUUUCCCUGUAAUAUAGGGGAAGAUUACUCUGAAGAAGAUAAAAAGAAAAUGGUGUUGUAUCUAGCAUCACGUUAUAUGGUAGACUUUGAUUCCACACACUGCAAUCCUCUUCCUGCAACAUUUUUCAAAACACCAUGGACACCAGACAGUGAGGACCAGCCCAAGUUUUUAUGACUAGAUCUUUAUACCACUGUGAAUGCUCAAAAUAUAGAACGAUUCUAAUGACAUCCUUUUGUCAUAUUUCACAAAAUGAAAUUGUUUGCUGAGCAACAAAUGUUUUGUCAUAUUUUAUACUUUUCUUAUUUAAUUAAAUUUAGAUACACUUACAGAACA
Messenger RNA from Ostrea edulis (European flat oyster), 2015 nucleotides. Its product is annotated as phosphatidylserine lipase ABHD16A-like. Gene Ontology annotation, cellular component: endomembrane system. The record is from RefSeq and is a predicted model, not a curated record. Gene Ontology annotation, molecular function: glycerophospholipase activity; monoacylglycerol lipase activity. The transcript has 19 exons. Lineage: Eukaryota; Metazoa; Mollusca; Bivalvia; Ostreida; Ostreidae. Bases 249 to 1856 code for a protein of 535 amino acids. Gene Ontology annotation, biological process: monoacylglycerol catabolic process; phosphatidylserine catabolic process.